This is a messenger RNA of Lycium barbarum (goji berry), 2345 nucleotides long. Its product is annotated as cationic amino acid transporter 1-like. Gene Ontology annotation, biological process: transmembrane transport; amino acid transport. The record is from RefSeq and is a predicted model, not a curated record. NCBI's taxonomy places the organism in Eukaryota, Viridiplantae, Streptophyta, Magnoliopsida, Solanales, Solanaceae. The transcript is spliced from 4 exons. Gene Ontology annotation, cellular component: plasma membrane. Bases 390 to 2216 code for a protein of 608 amino acids. Gene Ontology annotation, molecular function: L-lysine transmembrane transporter activity; L-glutamate transmembrane transporter activity.
UCCAAUUAUUCAGUGAAAGUAAUUGGGUCUUUUUGUUUGCCUUCUUAGUUUUAUAUAUUAGGAUCUGAGAUUUUCUUUUAAUGUGUAUUCUUUCAUUUAUGAGUUAUGAUGAGUUAAAUAUUACCAGGAGUCAACGUUCCUUUUUCAUAAAGUCCUCCUUAUUCGAACUAAUUUUCUAGUGACAACAUCUUUUAUUUUUCUCUAUCAAUGAGAACAAAUAUGAUCCCCUGAAAUCAGCUCAUUCAACACAAUUUUUUUCUUUCCCCAAUCCCCUUCCAUUUUUCUCACAAAACAAACAUAAUUUAAUCUUACUAGCACAUACUAUUGAAGUUUUCUUCUUUUCAUUGUACUAUACAUUAUGUUCCAAUUCUAGCUACAGAAACUGAAACAUGGGAACAGAAAGUGAAGUAACAGAAUCAGGAGGCGGAAUCAGGCGAAGAAACUGUUUAUGCACAAAAGACGAUUUUCUACCUGAAGAAUCAUUCAAGAGCUGGGGAAAUUACGCGAACGCGCUGAGGCAAACGCCAACGAGGUUUAUAGAAAGGGUGCUAACGCGAUCAGAUGAUGCGACUGAGCUAGAGGCAAAGUCACGAAGUCAGCAUCAAAUGAAGAAGACACUGACCUGGUGGGACUUAAUAUGGUUCGGGAUGGGAGCAGUGAUUGGUGCCGGGAUUUUCGUAUUGACAGGGCUUGAAGCUAGCCAGGAUGCUGGUCCUGCUGUUGUUCUGUCAUAUGCUGUUUCCGGUUUCUCAGCCUUGCUUUCAGUCUUCUGUUACACAGAGUUUGCUGUUGAGAUCCCUGUUGCAGGUGGUUCAUUUGCUUACUUGAGGGUGGAGCUUGGUGAUUUCGUGGCCUUCAUUGCAGCAGGCAACAUUCUUCUUGAAUAUGUUAUUGGUGGUGCUGCAGUGGCUCGUUCAUGGACCUCAUACUUUGCAACUCUAUUGAACUUCAAGCCUGAUAGAUUCCUCAUUAAGGCUCAUGGUUUAGCUGAUGGCUACAACCAACUUGAUCCAAUUGCGGUUGGGGUCUGCUUUAUAAUCUGCAUCAUUGCAAUUCGCAGCACAAAGGGCUCUUCUCGUCUCAACUACGUUGCCUCCAUCAUUCACAUCGUCGUGAUCCUUUUCAUCAUCAUCUGUGGCCUAAUCAAGUCAGAUACCAAGAAUUACACCCCCUUUACGCCAUUUGGUGCUCGUGGUAUUUUCAAAGCUUCUGCGGUGUUGUUCUUUGCUUAUGUUGGUUUUGAUGCUGUUUCAACUAUGGCUGAGGAGACUAAGAAUCCUGCUCGAGAUAUCCCCAUUGGAUUAGUUGGUUCUAUGGUGAUUACAACCACUGUAUACUGUUUAUUGGCUAUAACACUCUGUCUAAUGCAACCUUAUCAGCAAAUUGAUCCUAACGCUCCGUUUUCUGUGGCGUUCAAAGCUGUGGGAUGGAGUUGGGCGCAAUAUGUUGUGGCUGCAGGUGCGUUGAAAGGAAUGACAUCUGUGUUGCUUGUAGGCGCGGUUGGUCAGGCUCGUUAUCUCACUCACAUUGCGCGAACUCACAUGAUGCCUCCGUGGUUUUCCUAUGUUGAUGAAAAAACUGGGACGCCCGUCAAUGCCACUGCCGUCAUGAUGAGUGCUACCGCAAUCAUCGCCUUUUUCACAAAGCUCGACAUUCUCUCCAAUCUCCUCUCCAUCUCCACACUUUUCAUAUUCAUGCUCGUGGCCUUGGCCCUCCUCGUUCGUCGUUACUAUGCGAGUGGCGUUACCACUAACGCAAACCGCAACAAGCUAAUUGUAUGCCUAUUGCUCAUCCUCGGGUCCUCAAUUGCCACGGCUGCUUAUUGGGGACUUAGUGAAAACGGAUGGAUUGCAUACUGCAUUACUCUGCCAAUUUGGUUUGCAGCAACUGCAGGAAUAUGUAUAUUUGUUCCUCAGGCUCGUAAUCCAAAGCUUUGGGGUGUGCCUCUUGUGCCUUGGUUGCCAUCAGCAUCAAUAGCAAUUAACAUAUUCCUACUAGGCUCAAUUGAUAAAGAUUCAUUCAUAAGAUUUGCUGGCUGGACAGGUUUUCUUUUGGCGUAUUACUUCUUUUUCGGGCUACAUGCUUCUUAUGACACGGCAAAGGAGUUCGAAAAGAGCAAAGGGUGGAAGAAUAGUAAUAUUGAAGAAGGAAAUGGUACUUCUAAAGGUGUAGAUAGCAAAGAAGCUCCUAUUACUCCUGUUGUUACUGGUAAUUGAAUUUUGUUUAAAUGUUACGUUAUGCUACUAGCUAGUGCUCCUAUUUAUUUCUCUUGGUGCAUGCAUAUGAUGUUAAUUAAUCCGUUGUACAGACUCUGUUUCUAAAGUAAACAAGUGAAAGUUGCUGCA